Molecule: messenger RNA, 5481 nt
Organism: Austrofundulus limnaeus
Lineage: Eukaryota; Metazoa; Chordata; Actinopteri; Cyprinodontiformes; Rivulidae
Product: NACHT and WD repeat domain-containing protein 2
Exons: 10
Coding region: 199-5223 (1674 amino acids)
Molecular function (GO): protein binding
Source: RefSeq, a predicted model, not a curated record
GUGUGUGUGUGUGUGUCCCUCAAAGUGGGCGUGAUCAUGAUAACACCGUCUGUAAACACCAAGGUCAGAGUUUCCUGAGUGGAGGAGAGGAAAAGGAGGAAAAGCAGCAGCGAUCUGUUUGAGGCGUUAAACUUGUUCCUGCAAAAUGUUUUCCUCCGUUUAUAUUUUUUUCUUUUAAAUUAACAAAAAAAAAAAAACAUGGUCAACAUGCAUCCUAAAGGACAAGAUGGCUCACUUUCCAGCUGCAGCUCAUCCUGUGUGAAAAUUUACAUGUGCUCCAACCCAGAAGACAGUGUGACGGAGCGCCAGGCUCUCAGGGAGAACGUGUUCCCCAGGUUCAGAGAGCACUGCAGACACCGGCUGGGGCUGGACGUCAGGGUGAUAGACCCGUUUGAGUCCAGUGAUCCCAGCUGCUGGCCAGAUGAAAACACCAGAGAGCGGCUGAUUGAAGAGUGCAGAGAGAGCUCAGCUGGACCAUUUUUACUGGCCCUGAUAGGACACCAGUACGGAGCAGCCGGUCUGCCCACCCAGGUGGAGGUGACAGAGUACCAUCUGCUCCUGCAGGAGAGCCAGCAGGCGGGCGUCUCCACCUGUCACCUGGAGACGGCGUACCAGAGGGACGAGAACACCAUCCCUCCCUCCUACCGCCUGACGGUAGAAGUGAUGGGAAAAGCUACCAGCAAUGGAAAAUGUAGAGAAGAAGAAGUGAGGAAGGAGUUUCGGACAGCCGUGAGUCUGAGCGUCCAAAACAAGGUCUUGAGUCCAAAGAGAGCCCGGGUCUUCUGCAGAUCAGCUCUAGACGCAGACCUGAGGUUCGCUCUGGACGACGGUUCUGUUCAGGACGUCAGCCGCUGUGUAGUCUAUAUCCACAAUGUCAUCAAYGCAAAGCAAGACGAACAGAAACAACUGAUGGAUUCACAGCUGCAGCCGAAUUCAAAGGAUGAGACUUGUGACGGGGCCAUGCCCACGCGAGGUGAACUUUUAUCAGAACUGUGCGACAACUUCCUGCCUGCUCUCGUCACUUCCCGUCAACUUCUGCUGUACACCACGAACACAGAGUGUGACCCUCGACACGGGUACACUACAGCCAGGAGGCGAAGCUACGCCCACUCCCUCUGCCAGCAGGUGUUCUCAGACCUCCUGACGUUGACUGACGGCCUGAACGUUUCUCUGCCCAGAGCAGACACUCACAUUAGGGAUGCUUUAUCCGAAGAGCGGCUCCAGCAGGAGCGUUUGUCCGACAUCCUGUCUCGAUUGUACGACAUCCCUCUGCCAGAGGAGGACACGAUCCAAGCUUACGUGAAACUGAGGGAUCAACAGCGCCCUCUGGUGGUGACUGGGGGACCAUGCACCGGGAAAACUGUGUUAAUUGCACGCUGCACUCAGCAGAUAAAGUCGUGGCUGGCUGACAGCGAUCCUGUGGUGAUUGGUUAUUUUUGCAGCUUGUCAAUCAACACGACUCCAAAGCAUCUGCUCUCCAGUUUGUGUUCUCAAAUAGCUUUCCGAUAUAAUGAGGUCCAGUCUUUGUCUAAAAGCGAUCCCAGGUUUGGCCCCUGCAGAGARCCAGACGAUCCCAGCUGCAGCUCGAUGUCUGCUCUGGAACAUCCUUCUGAUGAGAACUUAAACCUCUCUGUCAUGAAAGUUAAAGCCUGUCUGUCUGACUCUAAAAAGUGUCUCGAAUCCCUCCUUUCCCGGUUUUCUUCCACAACACGUCCCCUCCUCCUCCUACUCGAUGGACUGGAUCAACUGGAAGAAGACGGCGGCGCCCAGAUAAUCAGGAGCCUCCCUUCCCCGCUUCCCCACGGCAUCAAACUCAUCCUCACAGCUUCCCCCCGUUCUGCACGUCUUCUGCAAGCCAUUGAAUUACAUUACUCAGCAAAAGGUCACUCGCGUGUCUCGUCGGGCAGUGGUGAAAGAGAGCCGGGAUAUGUUGGUGUCCGGCUGGAAUCUGGGGACAGGAAACGAUGUGCGAAGUUGUUGGAGUCCUUGCUGAAAAGUUCAGGGAGAAGAGUGACGUCGGGACAACAAGCACUGGUGAACCGGGCUCUGACUUCCUGCCGCCUGCCUCUCUAYGCUCGACUCCUGCAUGCACACACCUCACUGUGGCACUCAGACACAGAUGUGACAGAGUCGUCUCUGCCCGAUGGAGUCCACUCCUCCAUUUCUGCUCUCCUGGAUCAGCUGGAGCUGAAACACGUCUCCUCCAUCGUAGCUCGUUCARUCUCCUGCCUCAGCCUCUCCAGGACUGGACUCUCCGAGGCCGAGCUGGCCGACCUCUUAUCCUGUGACGAUCAGACUCCAGCUGAAGGCACGCCUCGGAGCGACUGCCUCGUCUCUAAGCUGAAGGUCCUUCCUGUCGCUGUGGAGAGGCUGCUUUUGGAUUUGAAGGACUUUCUGGUGAAAAGAACGAUUUCAAACACGCAGGUUCUGYUCUGGGUGAGCAGGCAUUUCAAGUUGGUCGUUGUAAAAAAGUACCUGGGCUCUGAUGAGUUGAGGAGAAGGGUGCAUUCGGAGAUGGCAAACUAUUUUAGUGAAAAAUUGGGUUGGAGCGAUGGGAAACCACUUCAUGUAGAGCAUUUAUCUGAACCGAACAGUGACGUAGACAAACAGCCAAACAGCCAGCCAUUCAUCUUCCCUUCUUCUGGUAAUAUAAGUCACGUCAGCACUAGAAGUGUCGUAGAGUUAUCACAUCACUUGCAACAAAGCGGCAGGAUGGAGGAAUGUGGGCUGUUAAAGUCUUCAGGUUUUCACCAAGCUCUGGUUCAAGCUGGUCUUCUGGGGGACCUGGUGGCCAUGUUGGAGGCUGGUGAAGGGUCAACGUUUUUAAGAGAACGAUUGCUCCUAGCGAGCAUUUUGAAGUCUUCUGCUUGCUUCCUGCAGAGUUCGCCAACGCAGCUGGCGACAAUAAUGGAGACCAGCCUCCUCCCUUACCUGGAGGUCUUACCUGCUCUCGGAGGUUUUGUCAAAGGCAUCAGACAGGAAAGAAGAAAAAGCAGAAGAGGACUGGGAUUAGUCGUUUGCCCAAGUCCCUGUUCUAUUCCACCUAUUCAGUUUCUAAAGUUUGAAACCAGCAGAGUUUGUGUUUCAGAAACAGCUAGCUCAGAAUGUGGGGUUGUUGUGGAGGUCAUGGAUGAUGCCUCUGUUUGGAUUUGGAAAGGCUGCGGUCGCGAUCUUGUCAAACUGUCUCCGAGCGGCGAGCAGCAGACGCUGAAGUUUGCCGGAGUGAAAAGCAGCGGCCGAUUCCUGCUGCUUUCCACGAGGUGCAACAAGCUUUUCGCAUGGGACGUGACAGACCAGCAGAGGCUUCGAGAAAUCGUCGACCCUCUGAAAACGGAAUUCCAGUCGAGCCGAACACCAAACGUAGUUGAGGGCUUCGUUGCGUGGCAGAAUAUGUUAUGCGUGUGGUGGGAAAAGGAAACCUUUGUCAGCGUCUUUGACAUCUCUACUGAGACCGUGACUCAUUUCCAGUGUCAGAGCUCUGUGACCUGUGUGGUUUGCUCAAUCGGUAGUUUCUGCAUGUACUGUGGACAGGAAGACGGCACAGUGUCGGUAUUUGACAUGAAAACCAGCAGCCUUAUUGGCUCCUGCUCAAACGGAAGCGUAGUUGCGUUCUUAAUCCUCUGUGAAGAGAAGCAAUUAAUAGCAUGUGUUGACAGGACUGGGAGCAUUGUGUUAUGGAACAUAGCUGACAAAAUGCAACCACCCAGACUUGUCAAAGAAAUCUUUACUCAGGAUAAAUCCCACACCAUUGAAAAUACAGAUUAUGCUGAAGAAGCCAGCACUCUUUUGGUGUGCCAGCCUCAUCAGGUGACGUUGUGGGAUACAUGUAACUGGGAGCUGUGGGACCAGUUCUUGGCUCCACAGGGGCGAGCCUUCAUUCAAGCAGUGCUGUCCGUGGACAGGCACCGAUUUUUGGCGCUGUUAGACUCCUGCACCUCCGUCUUGGUGUGGAGGCACACCGGGGAGUGUAUCCUCUCUUUAGAGAUAAACGGUCAGCCCCACACCAUCCUCAAAGUGGCUUCAGACGUCGUUUGCGUCCAUCGCGACGGCUGCCUAACGGUGUGGGACUCUGAGAUGAUCAGUGCUGCGGCAACGGCCCCGAAAAUGAGGAGCGGCGUGAAAGGAGUCGCAGUCGAGCGAAGCAGAAAGUGGUUUUACACGUCAGACGGGUCAGAAAAUAUGUGGAAAUGGAGUUUAGACACAGCACUUCCACAUGCUAACUUUCUGCACCAAGCGCCUGUAGACAAGCUGCGCCUGUCUCCAAACGGCGUCCACCUCGUUUCCCUCUCAGGGGGAGAGAUCUACGUGUGGCAGACUGAAACGGGUCAGAAUUUUCUGCGGAUCAGCGGCAGCAGAGCCACAAACGUCCUGAUCGCCCCCAAUUGUAACUUUGGCGUGAGCAUAUCCAAACAAGGACUCUCCCGUGUGUGGAAGAUGGCGCACGGAGCCAUCGUGUGCAGCAUUUAUCAGUACCUAUCCCACGCUCGGGUGUCGCCUGAGAGCACCUUCCUCCUCGGCCUCCGUGGCGGAGACCUGCUCGCUGCCAGUCUGUGGUCAGGGUCCAUCAGCAAGCGUUUCUAUUGCGUGGAGAACUCGGAGCGCGUCAUUGCUUUCCAUGCACUUUCCACGCACCCAAACUUUGUCGUGGUGAUGGUUGCCUCAGGAGCGGUGUACACCUGGAAGAUGUCGGAGGAGACCGUGUGCCAGCAGUUUCAGCUGCCAAGUAUGUUUCGCUGUCAGCCGCAAGACUUCCAAAUGUCCUCUGAUGGAAGCUAUGCACUGCUGUCCACUGAUAAUAACUCCAUUAAUAUCUUAGAUCUAACUCAGGUCAGACUGUGCUCAUUCAAAGCAGAGGGUUUGGUCAUUAGGGCUUGCUUGGAUAAAACUGGAUGCUAUCUCGCGUACAUAUUCAGCUCAUCCAGUGUGGAGAACAACUGUGCCUGUCUGCUGCGCACAAACCUCAUCCUGACCAUCGCACGGCUUUCGGAUGGAGAGCGAAUAGGAAGUGUGCAUUUGUGUAAGAAUCCAUUGACUCUGAUGGUGAGUGAGCAUCAGAGUGUGUUUGUGGGUUUUGAGGACGGCUCUGUCGGUGUGUUCUCUCUUACAGAGGUUCCUAUUGAUGAGGAAGAGGAAGAAUUAAAAGGUCACCUGGAAAAAUGUCCUUUUGACAGAGAACCACUGAACUGCUUUUGUCAAAACAAACCCAAUAUUAUGUGGUCUUAGGUCAUUAUUUCUUGCUGGCCAAGUUCAUUUUGACGGGUUUUUUUUUUACGUGAUAGUUUGGUUUGUUUUUCCUGCUUUGAAUGUUUUGAAUGCUUUCAGUUUAGUUUCACCUUUCGACAAAAGUCAAAGACAGGCUUUAGAUUUUGUUAUAUUCUUUAGUAAAUAUCUUGGUAUCUGACUUUACUCAUCUGUCUUUUACUACUCAGAUCGACUUUUCAUUAUUUAACUUGGUUAAAAAUAAAAUGCUUUUGCCUUUGA